This is a messenger RNA of Thalassophryne amazonica, 2017 nucleotides long. It is a transcript of the gene relt, whose product is annotated as RELT TNF receptor. Gene Ontology annotation, biological process: apoptotic process. The record is from RefSeq and is a predicted model, not a curated record. Gene Ontology annotation, molecular function: protein binding. The transcript has 11 exons. NCBI's taxonomy places the organism in Eukaryota, Metazoa, Chordata, Actinopteri, Batrachoidiformes, Batrachoididae. The coding region runs from base 270 to 1541 and encodes 423 amino acids.
GUAACUGUGACGUCACGGGAGUUUCGAAGAGAAGCGGUGACACCGUGGGCUCCCGGUUCAUCACACUUUGUGUGUUUUUCUGAACUUGUCGACAGCGGAGGAACCUCUUUUUUUUUUCUUUUUCUUUCAAAACGGCUGUUUUAUCUGGUUUUAUUACCGCUGUCAGCUCAACCUGACGACCACUGAUGAUAUUCGUCUCGGAACACUGAUUUCAGCCUCAUUCAUUCACCAAGCCGAUCAUAUGUUCAUAGAAGAAUACAUUGAAGAAGAUGAGGAACCACCUUUGCUGCUCAGCUCUAGUCCUUCUUAUGGUGUUCAGCUGUGGACGAGUUUCAGCAUUGUGGUGUCAGUCAGGGGAAGAAUGCAUGUGCCUGCAAUGUCCUGCUGGCCAGGAGCCCUCCAAGGAUUGCAGACAGAUCCAAAGUCCAGCAGAAGAAGUGCAAUGCCAGUUGUGUCCAAAGGGAACAUUUUCAGAUGUAUUUGACACUGAACUUUGCCGCCCACAUGUCUCCUGUAAAACCCUCGGUCGGAAUAUCGCAACUCCUGGAACUGCAACCUCCGAUGCCGUUUGUGGAGACUGUCUACCUGGUUUUCAUUCAGCUACCUCAGAGGAUACGUCCAUCCAAGGUUCCUGUGUGAAAACUUUGCAUGUCCGUACAAUCCGUGCUGUGGUUAAAGGUUCCGGCGGUGCAGGAGGCCCGGUUAAUGCCACGGUGGUACGCAGUGCUGAGGACAAGAUGGCAGAGUAUGCUGUCUUCGCUGUGGUGCCCAUCUUCUGUGUUAUGGGCCUGCUGGGCAUCCUCAUCUGCAACAUCCUGAAGAAGAAGGGAUACCGCUGCACCCCUGAGAAGGAGGGAGGAGAUGAAGAGACUGCCACGCCACAGAAAGAUGGUGAUGGUUUUCCCUGCAUGUCUGAUGACCGUAAUGAAGACACCAUUGAUCUUCUGGUCCACCUCAUCUCUGAGAAGAAAGAAAAUGCUGCUGCGCUUGAAGAACUGCUGCUAGAGUAUGAAAGUAAACAGACUGCAAGCAAAGGCUCAUCGAUCAAGUUUCCGGUGCUGUCGUCCUUCUGUUCACUUCCCAGGCUCUGCCCCCAUCAUUCCCACCUUCACACCAUCUCUGGCCUCUCCGGUCUGGAACACAAACACGGCUAUCGGUGCACUCGCUGUUCCCAGAGGAAAUGGCCCCCUGUCCUCAUUCCUCCCUUGGAUGCUUUCAGAGACCCUCUGAAGCCCCCGCAGACCCUAAUCCUGCCUUCUUUGGAUUCAAGCAUCGACCCGCAGAAGAGCCCCCUGCUGGAGGGAGUGUGCAUAGACACACAUGAGACUGUGCCAAAUGGUGUGCGAGAAAGUGUGGAAGGAAGCGAGGCGGUGCAGAAGCAGGAAGGAGAGCUGACAGUGUUGUCUGUGGGGAGAUUUCAAGUUGCUCAGAUUCCUGAGCAGAAACCCGUCGCUGUAGAAAUAAAGACGUCAUCCCAGGAACCACAACACUCCACAUUUGGAGGGAAGCACUUCUCCACGUCAUCAAGCAUCAGGAGGUGAGGUGUCAGAGUCUGUGCAUGACGAUGCUACCUCGCUGAAGUACCCCUUCAAUUGUAUCCCUCAUCGUGACAGCUGACGCUCUGACAGCGAGUGUCUUUGCAGACUGUUGAGAAACCACAAAUGUCACCUCAGUCCUAAAAAAAAAGUUCUGUUUCCGGUUAAGGAAAAAGAGAAUUUUUAAUUUAUAAACUAAUGCAUAAAUUAUGUCAGAUAUAAGCACUGCAGUUGGUGCACUUCUUACAUCACUGUCCUGUUUAGAACUGUCAAAAAGGGACGGGUGGGGGGGAGUUAAAAAUCCUGUUAGAUCGCACUGGGUUAUGGUGGACACAUUUUUGCUGACAUGUGUUACCAGCAUAGCUUUGAGGCAAAACUACAAAUGUACUGUCAGUAUCAGUUUGUGCUCCCUUGUUAAAAAAAAAAAAGUGUCAAAAGCAGCGGUAGGUGUGGAGUAGAUGCAGUACUGUGGAAUCCAUUAC